GCAUGAGUGUUGACAAUAAAAUGCAAGUGGAAUUGGUCACAUUCAGUUUUUUUUGCUCUUAAAAAUACCAACCUAAUAUUGCAUUUCUUUUUUUUUGUGCUUCUGUGCUGCUAGCUCCGUGAUUUACUACUCAUCUCUUCGGUAUUCCGCUGCAGACGCCCGUGAUUUCCCUGCAUGCUGCGUUUGCCUGUAAGACAGAGCGGCUCUCAGUCAGGCUGACACGUCCAGGAGCGAAGCUGCAAAGGAGAGAGGGACGCAGCCGGCUCGUGCCGGGCAUAGAACGCGGCCCGGAGGGGGGAAGCGCGCCUGCGCGCGUCGUGAGGGCCGAAGGUGCCGUUGAAGGUGUCUCCGGGCUCGGGUGUGGGCGCGAGCCCGGGCACCGAGGUGACACAGGGACGGGGGGGAGUGCGAAGCCGUUCCAACCGACACCAGGCAGGCAGCAGGAAGGCACAGGCUGCGGAGAUGCCGCUGUUUACCGCCAAUCCAUUCGAUCAGGAUGUCGAAGAAAACAUCAGAAACAUACCAGAACUUUGAGAGUCGGGGUACAGAGGAGAGUGUGGUGGCCAUCGGAAAGAAGAUGAUACUGGGAAAUUGAAAGAUCUGAAGGUGGAUAAGUCUCCCAGUCGAGAUGGGCUACAUCCAAGAGUUCUGAAGAAGAUAGCUGUGGAGACAUUGAAGAGAAAGCAACCAGUGAGAUGAACACUGCAGAAGACUGGGGCCUCAUCCUAGAUAUCUGUGACAAAGUGGGACAGUCUCGUACUGGGCCAAAAGAUUGCUUGAGAUCUAUCAUGAAAAGAGUGAAUCACAAAGAUCCUCAUGUUGCAAUGCAGGCACUAACUCUGCUUGGAGCAUGUGUGUCAAACUGUGGCAAAAUCUUUCACCUUGAAGUUUGCUCAAGAGACUUUGCAAGUGAAGUGAGCAAUGUCUUAAAUAAGGGUCACCCAAAAGUCUGUGAAAAACUGAAAGCCCUCAUGGUAGAGUGGGCAGAGGAAUUUAAGAAUGACCCUCAACUUAGUCUUAUAUCCGCUAUGAUAAAAAACCUGAAAGAACAAGGAGUUACAUUCCCUGCAGCAGGUUCUCAGGCUGCAGAACAGGCAAAGGCGAGCCCUGCUUUGGUGGCAAAAGAUCCAAAUGUAACAGCAACCAAAAAAGAAGAGGAAGACUUAGCAAAAGCCAUUGAAUUGUCACUGAAAGAACAGCGACAGCAACAGACCAUUGUCUCUAAUUUGUAUCCGAGCACUCCGAGUCUUAUGACAAGUAAACCGGAAGGUCGUAAGGUGCGAGCCAUCUAUGACUUUGAAGCUGCAGAAGAUAAUGAGCUCACCUUUAAAGCUGGAGAGAUUAUUACUGUACUAGAUGACAGUGAUCCAAAUUGGUGGAAAGGUGAAACAUAUCAAGGGAUUGGAUUGUUUCCAUCAAAUUUUGUGACAGCAGACCUUACAGCAGAACCAGAGACAUUGAAAAUUGAGAAGAAAACUGUACAAUUUAGUGACGAAGUUCAAGUUGAGACACUGGAACCAGAGCUUGAACCUGUUUAUGUUGAUGAAGAAAAGAUGGAUCAACUAUUACAGAUGUUGCAGGGUGCUAAUCCCACAGAUGGUCAACCAGAUUCACCAGAACUGCUUCAUCUCGAAGGUAUCUGUCACCAAAUGGGACCACUCAUAGAUCAGAAGUUAGAAGAAAUUGACAGGAAACACUCUGAACUAUCGGAUUUAAACGUGAAAGUAAUGGAGGCUCUAUCCUUGUAUGCUAAGUUGAUGAAUGAUGACCCAAUGUAUUCCAUGUAUGCUAAACUCCAGAGCCAACAGUAUUACAUGCAGCCAUCUUCUGUAGCAGUUUCUCAGGUAUAUACAGGACAGCCUCCAAGUGGUGCGUAUGUAAUAUCUGGAACACCCCAGAUGGCUUCAGGCCAGGGAUACAGUAUUCCAUCAGAUCAAAUUCCAUCACUUAGUCAAGCUGGUCUGCCACCAACUGUCAGUUCAGCCCUAUCCAGCCAGCAAGCUCCAACAUCUUACACCAAUGCAGUGGACAGUACUGUGACUGCAAAUACAUACCUAACGCAAGCACCUGUCUGCAGUCAACCUGCCCCUUCAAAUGUUGAUAUGUCUAGUUACCAGAAUACUGGCCUAAAUGGACAGCAGAUGCCAAACUACAGUGUUGCCUCAGCGAGCCAUGGCCAACAGUCCACCAAUCAGCAACAAUCUCCUUACUCACAGAAAGCACUUCUAUAGGAAAUGUGAUCUCUCUCUCUUAUCCAUCUUAUCCUUGACAUCGGCUAGGAACAAAUAGGUAGUAGUGCAAUUUACAGGAAUUGAAAAGUCAUCAAUUUGCGCAAACUGCACCGAACAUUUUUUUUAAAAAACAGAACCACCUUGUGCUGAAGGAAUAUGAAUGGUAACCUACCCCGAUCAAAUGUUAUGUUCUCACAAUGACUGCAGCUAUUUAUGAUGAACAUGAUUUCCUGUUUUGUAGGAAAAUGUGGGACUGGUUGUUAGUUUUGUGUACAUGCAUUGGUUUACUGCAUUCGUGCUAAAUUUGAUAGCUUUGAGUAAAUGUGUGAACAUGAACUGUUGCAGUUGGUUUAGAAAUUAAUUCAUGGUGGUUUUAAAUUUAGAUUAUCAAAUUUUUGUAGUAAUUUUAAGUUAUGUAUGUAUGUUAUAAAAUCUUGCUUUUUCCCUAUGAUGUGACGAAUGAAAUCUAUGUAGUCUCAUUUUGCACUUUGUCAAAAGUGACCUCCCAAAUGCCUGCAGUGAUCUUUCUCCUUUGGACCAGAGCAGCUGCCCGAGUAAAUAAGCUGUUAGAUUGCUUUAUGCAUUAAUUUUACUGCCUUUUCACCCCAGUAAGUCCACUUUAGUGUUUAAAAUAGAAACUUUACUGCUAGCAGUAUUUUUUUUAAAAAAACUUUACAUGCAGUAUACAUUUUUUAAUUUCUCAGUGGAAGGCUAGGAGACCUAUUUAUGAGCCACUUUGCAACUAUAUGCAGCUUAAAGUUCAGCAAUACUCUUCUGAUUUCCUCAUGCUGUUAUUUCCUCAGGGUUCAGGCAGCCAAUUGCUAUUGUGAUUAAAAAAUAUUUAAUUUCUAGAAGGAAGAAACUAUUCUACUCCAAGGUAAAAUAAAUGUGAUGAAGUCCAAAAUGAAAACUGGAAUGGCAAUAUAAAGCUGCUGGGGCAUAAACUUCUUGUCAGACAUAUAAUUUCGUUUUUCUCUCUGGUAGUAUGAUGUGGUGUGUGAAAUUUCUUUUAACAUAUCGCUUGAUAUUUUACCGCCCAACUUUAAAACCCCAGCUUUGAAGCAAAAGCUGCUGUUCAUUCCUGGCCAUAAUUGGAAUAAACUGUGUGGAAUGAAAAAUUUGAAUCGAGAUUGUGAGAUCUGAUAGCUUCUGCAAUUAUGGUUGAAAAAGUUUAGAGUACUAUUCGAGAACUUAUUAAAAUUUAUAUGGUGUUAUUUAUGUUCUAUCUUUUUCUUGACUGACUGUCUAAUAAUUGUAUUAAAAGGGUUUGAGUGCUAUGGCUAUGAAGACGUGUGGCAAAUUUUUCCAUGGUCUUCAGAAGUCAACAAUUUUAUGCUCAAAUGUGGCUAAGUGUAUGUUCACUUAACUACAUAAUUCUGAAUACAUCGUCCAAUCAAUGUUCAGAGACCGGGCAUAUAGUCCAGUGAAGGUGGCCUGUCAAAGUUGGCGGACCAUUAGCAAACCCCCCCCCCCCCACUACUUGGAAUGAGCAGCAGGAUGCUGCAUUGGGUGAGCAAGGGAGGAAAAUGGAGGAUCCAUUUAUAUUUAAAUGUAAAAUAAAGAAAAGGUCUUUGCAGCCAGUCCACUCACCAAAAUGCAAAUAUAACUCUUCUAUAGGGUGGCCUGUGAUUGCUGCUGAACGCAGGCAAACAUGAAGAGAACAUAUUUGAAAUCCUCAUCUCACCUCCACCAUCCUGCCAAUCAACUGCUGAGUACUGUAUCCAGAUAACGGCAUGUUCACCACUCUCUGUGGUGACAUAGAGACCAGAUGGAAAGUUCUCCUCUGCUGCUAUUACUUGCACACUCAGCAGACCUUUGACAACUGGUGUUGCUACAGACUGAACUUGGCCAGUUUCAGUUUGUAGGCAAGCAGCCUUGCAGCACCCAUCCCAAAUCCUGCCUUGAGGAAAAUGUCUCCAGGCGGGUUAUGGAGCUAGGGAACUGUAUGAAGACCAGUGGCACCCAACUCCACACCUUUCCAAGUCUGCUCCCACCCCCACUGGGAUGGCAACAGCACAUUAAAAAAUUCAUUUAAAAAUUGAAGAUCGGUUUCAUUUACAGCCUUCAUUAGGAGUAUUGUUUUUGUAUUCAGUGCAUUAGUGGACUUGCUGGUAAUUUGGAGCAGGACAUUCAGACGUGUGUGUUACGAUCUUCUUUUUAAACCAUGUUUGGAAACUUUUUUUUAAACAAAAGGUAGUUGUUUGUCGUCGUCUUUGACGCUAGAGUUUCUCUCCUUUUUAAGGCACUACCUUCAUGAAAAAAGUAGUUGAUGAGACCUUGUUUUGGAAGGAACCAAACCAGUGCAGUUUAGCAAAAAUAUUGCAGUCAAGUGACUCAGUAAUUUAAUCUCCAACAUAAUUAUUCAUUCUGUUUGCAGGUGAUUUUGGAAAGAUGGUGUUGUUCAAGCUUACAUGAAAAUGGCACUCCUUUGACUUAGUACUUUAAACUGGAGGUGUGAUAUUUGCAAAUGUUUGUUGUAUUUAAGCUUUUUAAAUGUCUUAAAAUAAAUAUUUUGUUAGGUUUUCUAAUGUUCAAAAUGAUCACAUUGUUUGCUCAUUCCAAUGCCAUACAAUGUCCAAUGUAAUUUAGUUGGAAAUGUGUGUUGAUUAAUGUGCAGAUUAACAGAUGUAAACAUUAAGAUUUUUUUUCUAAAUUCACAAAAUAGUUACACUAAUGGUCCAUAAUUCUACAAAUUCAGUUGAAUGUUCAUUUAACACGAAUCAGAGAACACUACAACGAUAAUUAAUUUGUGCUCUGUUGUCCAUGUGUGCAAAUUAUUUUGGAGGGGAGUUAUAAGAAAAUAAGCAAAGAUCCACAUAUUAAAUGUGAAAACACUUGUGCUCAAGAAUGCUGAAGUAUGUUUCAACAAAAUUUUACAAGUUUGAAUUUAAGAAUAAGAUGUAAAAUGACUAAAUCUUAUGUUAGUAUUAACUUUGACUUGUUAGCUUUCAAAUAACUCGUUAACAGAACGGCUGAAUGCGAAAAUUCUAAGACCAUGUCAUACCAUUUCUUAUUCUACUGCAUGUCCUGAGUUUAAAAGAAAAGAGGAAAAAAAUGUUGAUUAUCUUCAUUGGGAGAUAAUUUCACAGUUGACCUGUGAUCA
Hemiscyllium ocellatum (epaulette shark) is the source of this 5334-nucleotide messenger RNA. RefSeq names its product signal transducing adapter molecule 1-like. The transcript has 15 exons. The record is from RefSeq and is a predicted model, not a curated record. Gene Ontology annotation, biological process: protein transport to vacuole involved in ubiquitin-dependent protein catabolic process via the multivesicular body sorting pathway. NCBI's taxonomy places the organism in Eukaryota, Metazoa, Chordata, Chondrichthyes, Orectolobiformes, Hemiscylliidae. Bases 696 to 2231 code for a protein of 511 amino acids. Gene Ontology annotation, molecular function: phosphatidylinositol binding; ubiquitin binding. Gene Ontology annotation, cellular component: ESCRT-0 complex.